AUGGCGGCGCAAGCGGCUGCAGAGCAUUCUGCCGAUGAUGCGCCCCUGGGCACACAGCCUGCAGACAAAGGUGCUCAGAAAUGUUGUAAAUGCUUCGGUGUGCGAGAGCGCCAUCGCCGGGUGGAGCAGUACGCUUCUGGCAACGGUGGGGCGGACAUGGUGCAGUUGGGGGUGGGGGACGUGGAGCUGAUACCUCAGACUUCCCCUUCCAUUGGGCCGAGAAGUCGUGACACUGUGCCUGCGCCUGUCAGCGUUUCCGUUGCCAUGGGCAGCGGUGCCUCGAAGGGAGCCAAAGCCAAAGCUGGCUUCGAGGCACCGCCAGGGGCCGCGGCGCUGCGUCGAAGGCGCCGGCUGCUGCUGGGCCUGGGCCCCGGCUUGGGCCCGGCCACAGCGGCCGCAGCCUCGGAUUCCGACGGCCGUGCCUUCGAGGAGGUGGCGCCCUGGGAGCAGUGGCAGGCUGAUCUUAGCGACCCGGUCUUUGACCGUGCUGGAGACGGUCAGGACCUUCGGCGGAGCCUAGGAGAUGUGAAAGAUGAAGGUGGCUACUUGAGGGAAAAUGCCAUGGAACUUUUGCAGCUGAACCUCCGCUUGCCAUCAAAGAUCUCGCGGCGGCUCUAUCACUUGGCCCGUGUGCAGCGAAACUUGGGCGAACCUCGAUCGAAGCCUCAGCUGACCUGCUUCGAGGUGCUGUGUUUGUCUUCCGCCCUGCGAUGGAGCUCCGAGACAGAGCUGCUAGAGCUCCUGUUCUGUUUCUUCGACGCCGACGGUGAUGAUCGGGUAGGCGAGGAGGACUUGGUCCGGAGCAUCGAUGCAUUCCUAUCCCUGGAGGAGUCGAGUGCGAGCUUCUCUGAUGUGGAGAAGAAGGAAUUUCGGAAGCUCGACGAGCGCCGCAAGUUUACAGAGAUCCGGCGGAUAGCCAAGCAAGCCUUGGGUGAAUUCGCCAAUCAAGAUUCGGAGGAGGAGGAGGAGGAGCUGGCGGAGCUGCCGGAGCUGGAAACACGGGCGAAAGAGGGAGAGAAGGACGAGCGCAAGGAUACCACGGAUGAGGCAGACAGGGAAGGUGCAGCUCAGAAGGAAGGCAGCGUCAGCGGCAGCGUUGAGCACGAAGCCAGUACUUCCAGCAAGCUCGCAGAAACUGGUACUGGCAAGUUGGAGAUGCCUCAGCCGAAGAAGGCGGCGAAGCGAGGAGGUUUGUGCGGCCGCCAACCGAAGGAGGAGAGGUCUUUCGGGUUUCAGGAAGAGGCGAAGCCAGGACCAGCAGACAAGGAAGGCGAUCCUCCCAAAGCGGAGACGAAAGCAAAGGCCAAAGCCAAGGCAAAAGCCAAGCCGAAGAAGAAGCCCGGCGGAGGCUUUUGCGGCUCUGUCAAGAGGCCAUCGACCUUCUCAUUUCGACAGUGGGCAAAGUGGAUUAUCACCACGGACGUGCUGCCGCCAGGCAUGCUUGAGGCUGCAAGGGAAGCCUCCAAGCCGAAGCCCGGAAAGCCCGGGAAGCCAGAAGUACCGGGGCCUGCAGAGUCGAGGCCGGCGCAGGCAAAGCCUCACAGCGACCCCAUGCAAUCCCAACCUUCACAGCCCUCCCUCGCCCUGGCUAUUCCGGUGCCGCCUGAGCCGAAAUCGCCCGCAAGAUCGGAUGACACGCCAGACGACUCGCCAGACGCGGACGAUGUCCCGACCAAAGGAUGGUCAAUGUUUCUUGUACCCUUCAGUGGUCCACAACACGUGGCACCCACGGCCGCAGAAGAAGACAUUGGUGCAAUGCCAUGUGCUCCGGGCCCCGGGGAGGCGGUGCCAGCGGACUGCCGGCCCGACCCAGCCAGGAGAUGCCAGAUUGGAGACUGGGAGGAGUGGCAGAUUUGCUCACACAGCUGUGGGACCGGCGAGCGAAAGCGAUCGCGGUCCAUCUUGAUUCCAGCAGCCGACGAUGGGCCACCGUGUGACGAUGAAACGGAGGAGGUGGAGCCCUGCAACACGCAGGCUUGCCAUAUGACAUGCAUUGACUGCCGUUGGAGCGAGUGGUCCAUGUGGAGCGACUGUUCGCACUGCGGGCACCAAAGGUAUCGACACCGCGGGGUCAUCAGGCAAGCGAACCAUUGCGGCCAGAAGUGUGAUGCCCAGGCUGCAAAAGAAGUGGGCUACUGCAAAAGUGCCUGCUUGGAGCAUUAUUGUACCUGGAGCACUUGGCAGGAAAUGGGAGGCUGUUCUGCGCAGUGCGGGCCGUCGACGAGGCUUCUGCAACGUCAUUUGGUCCUCACCACGACGGAACCCCGCUUCGAGGUUGAACGCAUCGGUGAUCGUGGAGGGCUCUGCCGAGACGCCCGAGGCGAGAGCUACAGCGGGUGCCCGGUUCAGGCGAUUUCUGAGGACGAGUGCCGAACUGUGCUCCACAAUUUGGAAAACGUGGAUGGAGUCCAGGGUGCCAUGUUCGACCAAAGCCGCGUCGUCAAGUUCGGAGCUCGCCGUUGCUUCGUCCUCGUGGAUCCGAACACCGAGAUCUGGAAGCAGGAUGUACCAGGCGGAUGGCUGGACACUCCCUGCAUCGCGGGCACAGGGCGAGGACCGAUUGCCAGCGCCGGCUCAGACGGAGCCGACAAGUGGAUGUGCCUUUCUUUGGAAAACCGGCCACUGGCAAAAGGCGACGAGUCCAUGCCCUGCUCCGGUGAGCAGUUCUACCAAUCGACGUGCGACAGCAGUACAAAGUGCCGAGUGGAGUGCUCUCCUGUGGACUGCGUUCUGACGGAUUGGAGUGCGUGGUCAGAGCCAACCUGCACAGAGCUUUGCGAGCGCACCCGGACUGUGGCAAGAUCAAACGAAUCAAGAAUCCAAGAAGUCGUUAGCUCCGAGAUCACUUGGGGGAAGGGCGGCCUUGGCAUGAACUGCUUCGAGCUGCGAUUUCAAGCUCAGACGGGGUCGAAUCGGCUUGCGAUUUCAGGCACGUCCUAA
Symbiodinium necroappetens is the source of this 2940-nucleotide messenger RNA. NCBI's taxonomy places the organism in Eukaryota, Dinophyceae, Suessiales, Symbiodiniaceae. The record is from the annotation of a GenBank genome assembly.